Drosophila bipectinata is the source of this 1580-nucleotide messenger RNA. RefSeq names its product zinc finger DHHC-type palmitoyltransferase GABPI (gene GABPI). NCBI's taxonomy places the organism in Eukaryota, Metazoa, Arthropoda, Insecta, Diptera, Drosophilidae. Gene Ontology annotation, molecular function: protein-cysteine S-palmitoyltransferase activity. Gene Ontology annotation, cellular component: Golgi apparatus; endoplasmic reticulum. Gene Ontology annotation, biological process: protein targeting to membrane; peptidyl-L-cysteine S-palmitoylation. The record is from RefSeq and is a predicted model, not a curated record.
AGUUCCCCUUGUAGAUAAAAAUAUUGAAAUAAUUCACCCAGUGCUCUUAAGUACUCUGCGAACCAUCAAAGGUGUGAUAAUUAGGCGUGCACUAAUCUAAUCUAAACUGUUUCUGUACACGCUGCUCGGACCCGACCUUAAAUUUCUGGCACCUGUUCUUUUCGGCAAAUCGAUGUCUGCCGGCUCCGGAAUUAAUGGUGCAGAAGCCAGACUAAAAGAUCACGAAGAAAACUGGGACCCUUUGCUGCUGCGAGUACAUCUCUGACAGAGGAGCACGGCGCUCACACUUGCUAGGAUGUUGCUGUGAUUGUCGGGACUUUGACUUGGUGUGCACAAGAUUGGUCACUUGUCGACCCAUCGACCGAAGAAAUAUAGACGGCAUGUUGAUUGCUUUUCAAGAUCGAUUGCGCCUGCCGUGGCGGGGCGGUGCCAAACGGAUCUCGCCGGCGGCUGUGGCUCCGGCGUUUGUUGUGCCCCUUAUGCUGGGCCUGGCCACUCUUAAUUCCAAGACUGCCGUGAUCCUGAUGCUGACACUGGUAGGCUUCACCAUGUGGGGCGUGCAGGUGGCGAAGCGAACCGCUACGAAGACAAACUUCUUUCUCAGUUGGAUGGUCUUCUCCGUAGUCUACAUGAUCAUAAUAUUUGAGUUUCAGGUGCCUCUGCUUGAGUUGGCACCGGAGGAGAACUAUGCCCUAAUAUUCUUCUCCUGCGCAUCCAUUUACUGCUUGUUUUCCGCCAAGAAAUUGUCAGCUCUUAACCUGGUUUCAGCUCAGUAUGGAACCACGCCUAAAGAUGAGCUGCCCGGCAUCGCAGAAGCAUCCAGUGGCGAGGAGCAGGCCGAGGCCCAAACCACACUCCAGAUGGAGAGUGUUUUGACCAUGGAGGAGGAUGAGAUUGUGGACUUGGACAGCACUGAACGAGCGGGCCUGAUGCACGGGCAACCGAACAUCUGUGAAACCUGCCGAAAGGUGACUCCUCGAAAGGCCUAUCACUGCGGCGUCUGUGGCACCUGUGUCAAGAGAAGGGAUCACCACAGUUACUGGCUCAACUGUUGCAUAGGAGAACGCAACUAUGUGUGGUAUAUAGUGGGACUGGCUCUGGCCGAGAUCGCUUUGCUGCUUGGUGCCAACUUGACACUCACUGCAAUCUGUCACCCGUUUAUGGUUGUGCGUCCGUUGGGAUACCCUAUCCUCCUCCCGGACGACUGCAGCGAAGUUUUCGAAAGUUUUGAGCUUGGCAUAACCUUCGUAGUGGCCUGUUAUGCGCUGCUUAUUUCGGUUUACAUUGCGUUUGUUUUGAUCCGCCAGGGAUAUUUGCGGUGGACUGGGUCUACUUUACACGAAUACAAACGGGCCUCCAACGCCGCCGGACGCAACCGCAUCUGGAACAAUUGGCGGUCCAUCCUUAAGUGAACGCUGGCACUCACAAACAUAACUACAAAGUAUAAACCAGCUUUUCGCCCAAAAACUAUAGUAUUUAACGCUCUCAAACCUAAUAUUGGUAGUCAUUUUUAGUCGUAGCGCUUACAAAGUCAUAAAUGCAAUUAAAUUUAUUCAAAAUAAAUAAAAAUAGGAAACCAA